AUAAACGAAAAAAAUUUCAUUUUUAGAUAAAACCAAAUACUUCAACAGUCCUAAAAAACGCUGUAAUUAGAAAGCGAAGAAGAACUAACGAUGCAAAACUCUGGGAAGAAAGAGAAAAUGGCGACGAGAGUUCUGCCCAAACCUCUUCGUUUUGAGAACUAUGAUUUCUUCUUUAACAAUCCCGUCUCUUCUGCUUCUACAUUAAACUUCCACCAACUCAAUCAGAUUGUUCAGAUUCACGGAUUUUACAAGCUUAAUCAUGAAAACCGUCGCAAGGAGAUGGUUCUAGUCUUCUAGAAGCAUUGAGUGGAAUUGAUGAGUUCAUAAAUUCUCAUCGUUCAACAUUGGAUGAAACCUUGAGUUUUAACAAUGGCGAUCUUACUAUUGAUGAAGUAAAUGAUGACCUUGAUACUCUUCAAUGGCAAGAAUUCUCAGUCCAGCACUUCCAGUCUCUCUCUUAUAACGACACCGAUAACGAUAACAAUGGGAGUGUUCAUUUGGAGGAACUGAAACCCAGGAAGAGAGUGAGGAAAGUGAAGGAGAAGAAGGUAUUUGACAUGGUUUAUUCGACGAGACCCAGGUCAAUGAAGAGCCAAAAGAGGAGGAACAUUAAUGAGAUUGGAUUAUCUGCUUGUUUGGUUUAAGAGUACGCCAUUUUUCGUUGUUUUCGAGUUUUGGUUGAUUGAGGUUUGCCUGCUAGGUGUUUGUAGAUAUGUCCAAAUGAAAAUCACAAAGUAGUAGUUCUUUCUUUGUGAGGAGAUUGAAUAGGUUCUUUGAUUUGGGGUUUCAUGGUUUUUUUGUGCAGUUUUGAUGUGAAGAGAUUGUAGGGAAAGUUGCUCAUUAUGUGUUUGUGAAAAUGUCAGUAUGAGAUAUUACACAUGUUUCUUUCAAGUAAAUAAAAUGGGUUCUUUACUACUUUUUUGCCUUUUGUGUUGUAUAUGAGUAUAUGAUUGUGGUUUAAUUUAAAGUACACGGUACAUAUGAUUUAAGUUGGACAAAUGUGGUAGUAUAUAAUGAAGUAAUUAAAGCAUACUAAGCCUAAUUACAUCAUCUUUUGCACUACCAAGUGAGAGAUAUAAUGGACUAGUAGACUGAUAAUAAUCCACAAAAGUGAAAAAAAAGAGUUCAUAUAUGUAAUGAUUGGAUGUUCGGAGUAUAUGUUCCGACUCGUUUACAGAGUUCAUAUAAAAAUCGUUGGAGUCUCCAAUACGAUAUGGCGCUGGACAUUUGGUACAAGGCCAAUAAUAAACGAAUCACAAAUUUUUUGUCUAGAGAUCCACAGGACCUCAUCCUUGCAUGAUUUUUUUGUCAUGGUCCAGGUUCUAUAGUGCAAGCUUAUUGGAGAUUUCGUAUAAUUACAGCAGGAAAAUAGUAUCUUAGUGUAUUGGUUAAAACUUUCUGGAUAUGUAGGCAGCUAUAACAGCCCUUUUUUGUUAACGACCAGCUAUGAAACCGCUUACAGCAGUGUGCUCAUUAAUGUUAAGAGCGAAUGUUACAUUAUUUUUUUGACGCUUAUGUGCUUUAUGGCUUUAUGAUGUCUCUGAAGUCAAGCUUCUCUAGAACAUGAGCUCUUGAUAGAUUCCCCUGUUUGAGUAGUUGCGCUUGAUCAACUAGUGAAUCAUGCUAGUUUUGUGCCAAUAACUAGUAAUACCCGAACCAAACCUACCAAGCUUUGUCCCUUUUGGACUCCAUCUAUUAGUCUUCCACAAGUAACAAGUGUUUAAGGAUAUUUGUAUCAAUUUUACCAAAUGAUUUUAUUGGUAUGAUUUAUGAGAGGUGGAGAAACAUUGCCAGCAUCUUUCUCUCUAAACUUUCACUGAAAUUUUUUCCAAUAAAUUUAUCCUCAAGAUUCUCUGGCAUCCAAAUUUACCAUUGUUUGGUGAUGCAGUGAUGUACAGCAGCUGAUCUCUGGUAUACUUGCUGUUCACACAAAUGUUUGAUUAUUGCAUUUCUAAAUUAGUGUUUUACAACAUCUGUCCGUAUAUGUAUUAUAAUGCAUGCAAACUUAAUAAUGUUUAUUGGGUGAGGGGGGGAGGGGAGGAGGGGUGAGGGCGAAGGGGAGGGCUCUUCACAUUGAUUAUUCUCAAAAAAUUUGUGGUGGAGCUGUUAUGUUUUCAGGCGAACAUGGAUAGAGCCAAAUAUAUGCUGAAUCCAGAACAUGCAGUUUCCUGUUGCUUUUUUCGAGGAAUUAUCGCGAAAAUUUUAGGCCAAUCACUGAUGUUGAUGGAACUGAUCAGGAAGGAAAUGACUCCUAAGAGUAUGUGGGCUUCUCAUUGCAGAGGAGGACAAAAUGUAAUCAUAAACACAAAGACUACAUGGUAUGAGGUCGCAGAGAUGGCAAACCAUGAGGAGCUUGUUGGAGUAGUCCGAGGGUGCAUAAAAAAGCUGGGGUUUUCCCUCAGGAGUUCACAUUUGAAGAUGGGAUGUAUAUUGGGUCUUCGGGUAUCUCCAAGACACAGACAGAUGGGAGUUGGACUCAACCUGAUGAAAGCAAUUGAAGAAUGGCUCACAAGAAAUGGUGCAGAGUAUAUGUAUCUAGCUACUGAGGAAAACAAUGCUGCCUCUCGAAACUUGUUCACUCUCAAAUGCCAAUAUAAAGUAUUGAGUCCUUUGCAGAUAUAUGUACUUCCUAUUGAUAAUCCUCUUAAGAAACUGAGCUCGAACGUAUAUAUAGAGAAGUUGCAGGUCAACCAGGCAGUAUCCUUCUAUAAAUAUCAGCUCAAAUGCAAAGAUCUAUAUCCAGACGAUAUUGAAGCAAUAUUGAGGGGGAAUCCAAGCCUCGGCACAUGGGUAUGCUAUUUCAAUGAUGAGGUUUGGGAAGGUCUGCAUGUGAGUGAAGAUCAGAACACCGAGACAAUAAUCAGUACAAAACCGAGCUCCUGGAUUGUUUUCAGCUUAUGGAAUAGUCGUGAGGUUUACAAGCUUCAAAUACGAAGGUUCAGUCAUUUCUCGUACUUUCUACACGCAGCUUUAACCUGUGUAAGUGAGGUCAUUUCUCCUUGCAUAAAACUACCAUUAGUCCAAACUUCAUCUCAAAAACCUUUCGGGUUUCUUUUUUUGUAUGGACUUUUGGGUGAGGGAAACAGGUUGAGGGAGCUUAAUAAGACGGCGUGGAACUUUGCAGCUAAGUUAGCUAAAGAUGCUGACUGUAAGCUGGUAAUGACGGAGGUAGGUGACUCUGAUCCCCUUAAAAAGCAUAUUCCUUCAGGAUCUUCCAUGUUGAGCAUCAAGGAUCUUUGGUACUUCAAGAACACUGACAAUGUUGGUGGUAAUAAUGAAGAGAUAACAAUGGCAUUAUCUGGUGUUUUAGGGAAUGUGUUUGUUGAUCCAAGAGAUUUUUAGGCAGGGAAACAAAACAAGUAUAAAAAGCGGUUAAAGUUCUCAGUCCUGCUUGUAGAUCUGAUAUUAUGUAUUGGAGCUCUGUGUGUUAUGGUGUAUUAGGUGAUAUGUCGAUUAUGGGGAUGUUUAAUCUCGUCAUUGGUACAAAAGUGCUGUUGUGUUUAUUGUAACUCAAUUAUGAAAAGUAUAAUAACAUAUUCGUUUAUUGUAA
Beta vulgaris subsp. vulgaris (sugar beet) is the source of this 3550-nucleotide messenger RNA. Its product is annotated as probable N-acetyltransferase HLS1-like. The record is from RefSeq and is a predicted model, not a curated record. Gene Ontology annotation, molecular function: acyltransferase activity, transferring groups other than amino-acyl groups. Bases 2125 to 3342 code for a protein of 405 amino acids. The transcript has 5 exons. Lineage: Eukaryota; Viridiplantae; Streptophyta; Magnoliopsida; Caryophyllales; Amaranthaceae.